Messenger RNA from Marchantia polymorpha subsp. ruderalis, 922 nucleotides. The record is from the annotation of a GenBank genome assembly. NCBI's taxonomy places the organism in Eukaryota, Viridiplantae, Streptophyta, Marchantiopsida, Marchantiales, Marchantiaceae.
CUUUAAUCGAGGGCCGAUUUAAUGUUCGCCGAGGGUUUCGAUCAGGAUGAUAUUUCGGGUUCUCAAAUUCACCUACUUCCAAAUUCCACUAUACGUCAAGAACGAAAUCUUAGAAAGAAAAUCGAAGGAUGUAGAUGUGAAGCAGGACCAAAUUCUGCCUACAAUGCAGAUAAGAUUCCAGAGAAAAAGGAGGACCCCGAAUAGGCUCAGAGAGAGAGAGAGAUAAUGCACUUUGUGGCGCAAGUUGAGAUAUUGAAAAGAUUCACUGUGCGGAACCAUAAAUGGGGAUCUCAAUCGAUCUCACAGUUGGCUCAAAAUCCGAUCGUAGAUUCCGAGAGAGCGAACGAGAACCAUUUUAUAGGUGCAGGAGAGCCGGGGAAAAGCCCGUCGAAUUGUGCGCCGUGGGAAAUAACAAUUUUCGCCGGUAAGUGAAAUGUUCAGAGUACAAUAAAUCGAGGGCGAGCCGCACGCAGUUUACAUUCCCCGGACGGACCGCGCUGGGAAAUGUGCGAGCUCGAAUUUGCAUCUGGCGUGGAGUGGAGUGGAAGUGAAUCUAGGUUCUGGAUUGGCCCCUUGGGCUCGCACCUCCUUCCUCUACGUCUCCGGAGGACCUAUUGUGUUGGGAUUGACUCGGUCAAAGGCAGGCUGUUGGACGAGAACGAGGAGGAGGAGGAGGAGUAGGGCUAGGACCCCAUCCAUCCCUCCCUCCAUAGCUCCCUUCAGAGGACGACGGAUGGAACAAGGACGAAGAGCUUGACCGAAAGGCUCGAGCAAGUGGUGGAUGGCAAGUUAUGGAAGAAAGAAAGGAGGUUUGAUUGCAUGCCUGCACUUAGAUUUCUUCUGCUUCUUCAUCGGCUCGAGAUUCUGCGGGUGGCAGAGGAGAGAAUGGGCGGAAAAUUUGCUGGUGAGUCAUAAAUUGUUG